Zea mays is the source of this 2648-nucleotide messenger RNA. RefSeq names its product putative protein S-acyltransferase 19. The coding region runs from base 137 to 2185 and encodes 682 amino acids. Gene Ontology annotation, biological process: peptidyl-L-cysteine S-palmitoylation; protein targeting to membrane. Gene Ontology annotation, cellular component: endoplasmic reticulum; Golgi apparatus. Gene Ontology annotation, molecular function: protein-cysteine S-palmitoyltransferase activity. The record is from RefSeq and is marked provisional. The transcript has 9 exons. Lineage: Eukaryota; Viridiplantae; Streptophyta; Magnoliopsida; Poales; Poaceae.
CGAGAAAGCAGGGCAAAGCGUUUGUGCCGUGCCGUGGCCUUGUGGGAAGAGAAAGAAAGGGAGAGAAAGACAGGACUGGAGAAGGUGAGUGAGAGGGAGGCGCGCAGCGGCAGCGGCGGCGGCGGCGUCGCCGUCCAUGGCGAGGAAGCACGGAUGGCAGCUCCCCGCGCACACGCUCCAGAUCAUUGCGGUUACGGUUUUCUUCCUUCUGGUGAUUGCUUUUUAUGCAUUCUUCGCAAUGUUUCUAGGGAAGCAAGUCCUAGAGUAUGUUGUGAUCGGUGUCUACACUGCCGUGGUGUUUUCUGUCGCCAUGCUUUACAUCCGCUGCACUAGUAUAAACCCUGCUGAUCCUGGAAUCAUGUCAAAGUUCGACAAUGUCCUCAUCGAUGCACCUGGAAGUGCUGCCAACAUACAGGGCACGGAUUUGCCAGUGAAAGCUGGUAUUGGCGCUGGAACAAUCUCCCCAUCGGCAACAUCUACUUGUAGGAACUCUGUAGAUGGGCAUUCUAACGCUGGUGCUUUAGCUGCUGGAGACACAAAUCUGGAUUUAAGGUCUCAGCCGCCAACAAGUCCAUGGAGCUGCUUACUUGGAGGGCUUGUUUGUUUUUUGUUUGUGAAGGAGGAUUGUAGGAAAUACGAUGAUUCAGAGAAUCAAGUUGAUGGGGAAGGAGCCUUGUUCUGCACGUUAUGUGACGCCGAGGUUCGCAAAUUCAGUAAACACUGCAGAAGUUGUGACAAGUGUGUGGAUGGAUUUGAUCAUCACUGUCGGUGGCUAAAUAACUGUGUUGGACGGAAGAACUAUUUCACGUUUCUUGCUCUGAUGGCUACCAGUCUUCUCUGGCUUGCUAUCGAAAUUGGAGUAGGCAUCGGUGUUCUUGUUAUAUGCUUUGCCAACAAGAAUUCAGAGAGAAUUAUUCAAGACAGGCUUGGGAAUGGUUUGCCUCGGCCUGCCUUUGCUACCAUUGUAGCGUUUUUUACUCUUCUUUCUCUAGUCGCUUGCAUACCUUUAGGGGAGCUUUUCUUCUUCCACAUGAUCUUAAUCAGAAAGGGGAUCACAACUUAUGAAUAUGUCGUUGCAAUGAGAGCUAUGAGUGAAACACCUCAAGAGGAGGAAGAGCACGAGGAGGAGGAGGGGGUAAACAUUGUUUAUUCCCCAACAAAUUCAGCCACCACUGCGUUCAGUGGUGCUAGUUCACUCAGUCUUCACUACAAGGGCUCAUGGUGCACACCUCCAAGGAUUUUUGUUGAUCAGGAUGAAGUGAUCCCGCAUUUGGAGCCAGGGAUGGUGCCUUCAACCAUCGAUCCUGAUGCUGUUGGACGCGCCGAAAGAGCCAACAAAGCCAAGAAGCAGGUCAAAAUCAGUGCCUGGAAGCUUGCAAAGCUGGACAGCAAUGAGGCGAUGAAGGCCGCUGCUAAAGUCCGGGCAUCAUCGUCUGUCCUCCGGCCUAUUGAUUCCCGCCGGGUUCCAGGUGCUAGCCCUGGCUCCAGUGGCAAUGCCAGCAUGAGAAGCAGCAUGAGUGCCGGUUACAGCGCCAGUGGCACCAAGGAAAGGGGGGCUGGUAUGCUUCAGAGUCCCUCGUAUCCUCAGAGCCCUGCAAGCCAGGACGACUACGAGUCGGGCACGCAGAGUGGUAGCAGCAGGACCAGCCCGGUGCACAUUCACAGACCCGCCGCACCGCACGCUCAGAUCAACGUGCCACUGCCACCUCGUGUGCCCCAAGCACCUCCAAGGCCUGCGCCGGCGUUGGCACCGAGGCCGCCUGUUCCAGCCACGCAGAUGUCCAAGCCAACGUUCCAGUCGGCAACAUCUUAUGUCCGUGAGAACCGGAAAGUAUCGGUUGUUUGGGAUCAAGAGGCUGCUAGGUACGUGUCCGUGGCACCGGCGCCCACAAGGCCAGUAACUGGCAACCAUGGAAGAACUCUCGCAUCCAUGAAUCCUUCGUCCUCAGCGUUGCCAUCUGGACAGCCGUCCGAGAGGUUGGCAUACACUGGGCAGUCGAUAUUCUUUGGUGGACCGCUUCUGGGUGCUGCUGCUGCUGACCCUCGGAGGAAUGAAGCUGUCGCGGGAGUGCCGCCGGAGACAAGGAGGAACGAUGGCACUGGGGGAGAGAGGAGACGAACUGCGGAGUCCUUCCCGGUGUUUGCUCCAGGAUCCCUUGAGAAGAACCCGCCAUCCAACAGGUGAUCUCGUGGCGGUAUGGCACCACCUUUUCUGACCAUCGUGACCAAGACAAUGGGACGAUCGUUACUCAACAAGGAGCCCUGGAGAGUCCAAGGGUGAUUACUGUGAGUUCAUCGGCGAUCGUCACCAAUUCCACACGCAGAGAAGGCGUCACAGGGACAUGCUACAAGUCUGAAAUGGGGGCAUCCUAGUACUGAGCCUGAACCCGAGGUUGAGGGAUGUGAGUGUCUGAGUGACAAAUGAACCGUGCAGGUGUCAAGAAAGCUGAAACAGGGAGGACACACACAAGGCGUGAGUGACUGAUUGGGGUGUAAAUGUUUUGCUCGUUUCGUUGGAGUAACUUUUGGGUUAGACGUGUGUUUUGUAGAGACAAUAUAAGUUAGGUCAAGACAAUGGCUAUUGAUUAGGUGUAUAUGGAUUUCAUGUCUCUAUUGAUGGUAUUCAAUUUCGAUUUUCAAAGGAUGAA